AUGAAGGCGUUUCUGAACUCGUCCGUGACUGUCAGGACCACCGUCCGCGUGUUUGGCAGCACAACUACCGUGGUCAGUACCAGAGCUGUGCAACUGUUGAAAAACGUCACUCUCGACGACGCGUCGCGUGUCAAAGACUGCGUUGUCUCGUACGACAAGAGUCUGGUCGUCAUCACCGCUGUGGCACUGUUACUCUUACUAUCUCCGGCGAUAGUCUACAACCUGCUUUACUUUAAACUGUUGUUGUCGAACCGUCAUUCCGAGCCGUGGAUCAGGAUCAUGCUGCUGAACGUGUCGGCGUGUACGAUGCUGCACGGCUUGGCGAUGAUGUUCAUGACCGUGUACAACGUGUUCGCCAUUCGUCGCUUGCUGGACAGUGCCCACUGUCGCUGGAUUAACUACCCGGCGGCAUCUUUGUACGCCGUCAACCUCACCUCGGUGGUGGUCAUCUCCAUCGUACUGUUGUUGAACUCGUACUCUCACGGUCAGUCGUACAUGAGUCGUAAAAAAGGAGUGAUUGUGAUGCUGCUGCUCACGUGGACUUUGGCGUUCGUGUGCGGGGCGGCCUACAAUGCUCGCGUGGCCAUACAUCAAGAGUUCGAUUGCUUCUGCCACCACAUUCUGACCACGAACCACACGCUGCUGUUCAGCUUGCACUCGGUCGAGCUGUUCGCCUUGUUCAUCGCCGUAGUCAACUUUUCGUACGUGUUCCGUCGAAGUCGCAUGAAGGUGCUGCACUUCGACAUCAGCAACACUGAGCAGAGCCUGAGCGAGAGGGUGCUGCAGUGGAAGACGGCCACCAACGCCAGGAACGUGCUGCCAUGGGCGAUCGUCCACUCGCUGUUCAUGACCUUCAUCGUCGCCGUGUCCGUGCUGGUCGUCUUCGAACAUGAACGGGUGACGUGGCGCAUGCGCAUCGCCAUGAUCAUGAGCACCAUGUAUCUACAGACCAUCAACAUCCUGGUGCAACCUCUGAUCCUCAUACGGUCCAGCUACAGUCUGUCGAAGAAGGUGGAACAGCUGCCGAUGUACGUGCGCAGAAUAUUCAUCCCUUGCGUGUGCGUUCGCAGAAUCAGCUUUGUCACGGAAUGUACCACUCUCAUGAGUCACGACCUCAGCUUCAAAACCCAGCCGAGUCAUGUCACUUUGCAAGACUUUUGGAGCAAAGAGAGAAAGCGCAUUUGGAAGCACAGAAAAGGCAGGCAUCCUCAAAAUAAUCUUCAACGAUGCUAA
Soboliphyme baturini is the source of this 1233-nucleotide messenger RNA. The record is from the annotation of a GenBank genome assembly. Lineage: Eukaryota; Metazoa; Nematoda; Enoplea; Dioctophymatida; Soboliphymatidae.